This is a messenger RNA of Carassius gibelio (silver crucian carp), 4868 nucleotides long. RefSeq names its product leucine-rich repeat-containing protein 75A. Lineage: Eukaryota; Metazoa; Chordata; Actinopteri; Cypriniformes; Cyprinidae. The transcript is spliced from 4 exons. The record is from RefSeq and is a predicted model, not a curated record. Bases 1128 to 2453 code for a protein of 441 amino acids.
CCCACACAGCCCGUGUCCAGUCCAGACCCAGAGUGAUGAGAGACCGUUCAGUCGCUCUCCUCUGAACACACCCUACCCUCAGACGGGACACACCGGGGGAGAGGUCAUAUCAAAGCGGAAAUUAAUUCGACAUGGCACAUUUUAGCAGAGAACAGUGAUAUUCCUGCGGGCUGCGCGGAAGAAAAUACUGGAAUGACUUGUGCGCGGAGGAAAACAGUGACGUACGACGUAAAUAUUUACAUGCCCUUGCUCACAGCAGUACUGCUCGCCAUCGACUAAACUCACACUGAACCCUACAUCGUGUGUGUAUGAGAGACUGCGGAGGAGCUGCGAUGUUAACACGCACUAAGAACGACUGAAAUAAAAACACUGGCGGAAAACGAAUCAUCCUUCCGUGAGAUCGUACUAGAAUUCUGUUGAACCGGACCGUGAGAGUUUCUGGAGGUUUGGGGGACUGAUGUUUAAUCUGCGGUCAUGCCGCAUGCUUCAUCAGAGCUGUUCCCUACCUGAGAGAAUCGAGGAUUGCUGGAGUUUUUUUGACAGUAGAGAUUAAUUAUGACCUAAUUGGGCUGAAAUACGAGUAGUUUGGAAUGAAACUGCCGCCUUAUAAAAAUUAUUUUGUUAGCAAUCGUAACUUUUGUGGUUACUGAAACGUUGUUCGAACGCUGUUGAAACGUAUACAUUCUUAUUUAAAAAUAAUUUUAAGACCCCCAGUUUUGCUUUAAGGGGAUUUAUGCCUUAGUUAGUGGGUUUGACACCCCUACCCCUAAACCUCCCUUAUAAUUCACACCCUGCGAAUGAGCACUUUGUUGAAAAGAUUUUACUGAAAUGCAAUUGGAUGCAAGUUUUUAUAAUUGUAUUAUAUAAAUUCACAUUGAUCUUUAUGUAAGUAUAUUUUCUCUCUCAGGUGAGAGAUGACAGGUGUGAGGUGAGCAGAAGGACUUUUAAAAACUGUUUUCUUAUAAACUAUAGGAACGCUAAGGCGUAUUUCUUAUUUUCAUUUGUUUCUUACUAAAUGUAAUCUCAUGUACAGUUAAAGGACUUUUAAUAGUUAAAUGACGUGAAGUCAUUUUGAAAGUAUGCCUAGUCUGGAGGCCUUUCUACAGGGUGAGAAUCUGUAAUCAAUCAUGGGAGCGAAGCAAACUAAGACUGCAGGGCAGGAGGCAGGAUCGAGCCCUCAGAGCACCGGAUGGAAUCAGACCCCCACAAAAGAGCGAGGAGACAUCCUAACUUCUUUUAUGUUGAGGUCAGGAGACAAACUGAGGAGCGGCGGGACUCCUCCUCCCUACCAGCGGCGCAUCGGGAUGAUACAAGAGAUGAUGCUGAUGGCAAAGCAGGGGAAACACGAUGAGGCGACAGAGAUGCUGAAAACUCUUCGGCAGGAUCUGGGAAUGGAGUCAACCUCUCUGGAUGAUGUUCUGUACCGCUAUGCCAGUUUCCGCAACCUGGUGGAUCCCAUUACCCAUGACCUCAUUAUCAGCCUGGCCAAAUACAUUCACUGCCCAAAGACGGAGGGAGAUGCUUUGGGUGCCAUGGAGAAGGUGUGCCGUCAGCUGACCUAUCACCUGAGCCCGCACUCCCAGUGGAGACGGCAGGGGCUUCUGAAGAGGAAGCCACAGGCCUGUCUGAAAUCAGUUCUUUCAAGUCCUCCAUUCGGUGGGACAUUAGAACUGUCUGGCAUCCCUCUUGGAGUGAAAGACAUGGAGCGUCUCUGUGCCUACCUGCAUCACCACGCAUCCCGCAUCGGCAGCAUAGAGAUGAGUUUCACCGAGCUCACAGACGAUGCCUUCCUUCUGCUCCUCCCUAUGCUGGCAUCUCUUCCCCGCCUCGAGACUCUGGCCCUUAAUGGCAACAGGCUGACCCGUGCAGUGCUCAAAGAGCUCACAGACACGCUGAAGGACCCGGACAGCUUCCCCAGCGUCACCUGGAUCGACCUUGGGAACAACGUGGACAUCUUCUCCCUCCCACAACCUUUUCUGGUGAGUCUGCGAAAGCGCUGCCCCAAACAGGGCAACCUUCCCACCAUCCUGGAGUUCGGCGAGAGCCAGGCCAGCGAGCCAGAGGGCAGAGUGGAUGAAGACGAUGCAGAUGAUACAAACAGGACAGAGAGUAUGGGAGAACUCAGAUCUGAGGUAGAAGAAGAAAUUGACGGUGAGAUGGAGAUCGAAGACAUGAUGGAGGAGUUGCUGGACUUUGACAGGGAGGUGCAAGGCAAGGAGGAUGAGGACGAUAGUAUGUGGACCGUGGAGGAGCAGCGGCUGGUAAAAGAUCCAGUUGCAAAGCGGAACAAAGAGAAGAGAGUGUCCAAAACAGAGGACAAAGAGGACUUACAAAGCCAGUCUUCCCAUCUAUCCUGCUCCAGCCAGUCAGAGCACUCUUCUGGAGCCAUCGAGCCUAUUAGAGAAGACUCUGUGCCAGACCAGUUAGCAUGUUCUUCAAACAACCCUACCUGAUUGAAACCACUGUGUAAUUUGAUUCGAGUUUGGUCCCUUUAAGAAAAAGAGAAAGCGUGACAGGCUUGUUUUCAGACUGGGUUAUCCAUGAAGUCAUGCGAUUCUGCAGGUUUUAUAGGGUUGACAAUCACAGCCGUUGUCUGUUGUUGCAAAGGAGAAAUGGUUAACUUGUUAGGUAAGAAAUAUCAAAUUUACAUCCUCAUUCAAGUUUUCCCAUGAUUCAUAUUCUCAUAUAUAUAUAUAUAUAUAUAUAUAUAUAUAUAUAUAUAUAUAUAUAUAUAUAUCCCAAAUGUACCUUCUCAUUCAGGUUUUUCCAUUCACUGUCAUGUACAUGUAUAGAUCCAGUCACAAAGCAAAUAGAAAAGGGAGUCAAAAACAUAGGGUUAAGAGGACUUACAAAGUCAGUCAUCCCAUCUGCCUUGCUACAGUCUUUCACAGCACUUUUCUGGAGGCAACAAGCCCUUAAGAGAAGACUUUGUCCCAUACCAGUUAGCAUGUCUUUUAGGCAGGCCUACCUGAUUGAACCCACUGUCUAAUUUGAUAAGAGUCUGUAACCUUCAUCCCUUUUAAAAAAAAAAAGAGAAUGGUAGGAAGAGUGUGAUGGGCUGGGUCAAGCAUGAAGUCAUGGGAUUCAGCAGGUUUAAAAGCUGCUGUCAAGGUAAAAAAAAAUAUAUAUACAUAUAUUAUACAUAUAUAUAUAUAUAUAUAUAUAUAUAUAUUAUUUAUCUUGUCAUUCGGUUUUCCCCCUUCACUGUCAUAAAGAUUUAAAAUAUCCACAAAGUGGAGCACAGCAAAAAGGGCGUCCAUCUGUCUUGCACCAGUCAGUCACAGCACUCCUCUGGUGCCAUCGAGCCUUUAAGAGAAGACUUUGUCCCAAACGGUUAGCAUGUCACUCAGACAACACUACCUGAUUGAAGCUGCUGUCUGAUUGAAUUAGUGUCUGUAAACGUCGUCCCUUUAAGAAAAAGAGGAAGUGUGACAGGCUUAUUUUCAGACUGUGUUAUUUAUGAAGUCAUGCGAUUCAGAAUGGUUUUAUAGGGUUGAAAAUCACAGCGGUUGUCUGUUGUUGCAAAGGAGAAAAGGGUCACUUGUUAGGUAAAAAAAUAUCAAAUUUACAUUCUCAUUCAGGUUUUGUCAUAACCAUGAACCUCUGUGUGCCUAUGUGCCUGUUUAAAACCCUGCUGGAAAGGUGUGUGUGUGUGUGUGUGUGUGUAGGUGCAGGUUUAGAGUAACUACCAUGCAGGACAUCAUGAUUUGGUGUUUCCAUCUAUGCAUCUGACUGUCGUAAGUAUCAUGUUCUCUCCAGCAGUGAAAAACAACCUAAAAACUAUUCAAUAUCCUCCAUUGAAUAUGCAUGUCCCGGGUGUCAGGUGGAUGGGACGCUGAUGAGCUCAUAUUAAGUGCCCCUAAUUUAUACAGUGGAAAAUCAAAAUUUUGUCACAGUGUUGGCCCAAAACAGUAUGUUUGAUAGAUACAGAGCAGUUGGACUGAAGCCAAAGAGAAAAGACUCCACAGAAAAUGAUAGAAGGUAUUUAAUAGUGAUUCUGUUGUUGCUGCUUAAAAUGGAUUUUGAGGUCAAUGUAAGGUUUCUUAGCUCUGUACUUUCAAAUAGAUCCUUUAAAUACUAAAAUGAUAUUAAGAUUUUGUGUCUCUUUAUCCACUGUUAUAAUAUGAUAAAGGUAUUUUCUGUAUAAACAUCUAUUUAGUGCCUAAUUAAAAUGUUACAUUGUUCAAAUGUAAUUCAAAGUAGUUCUGAUAUGCCAGUACAUUAAAGUAUUGUUGCAAUGACGGUGUAUAUUUGAUUAGACAGAUUUGUCUUAAUGGAAAACAGUUGUUUUAUUUAAUUUUUAUUAGAAAUUACUCAAUUGAGAAUGAGGAUUUAUUAUAUCCCUUUAUACUGUAUUACUUUGUAUAAUAUCAUAAUAUGCUUACAUACAAAAAUUUUGUUCAGUGUUAUUUGAAGUAGAAUUAGCUCCCUCCCCAAAUGAUCGUUUAUAAAAUUAAUUAUUAAGCCUAAUAAAAGUAAGAUCCUUAAUAUAGUUAACCAAUAUACUUCAGAUGAUCCUGUAAUUUUAUGCUCACCAGGUAGCCUCAAAAUUCCCUGGUGUUUUUCAAAGCCAUAGUUCUAGACAAGUUCUGCCAUUACAGAAAGGGAAUUCUAUGUUGAUAAAAGUGAACUGAAGAGUUAUGAUCAAUGAAUUUAUGAUCAGUAUUUCUGUAUUAACAAAGCAAAUGGAAUGCAAGGGAUGACAAGAAAUUAAUAUGUGAAGACUAUAUGAUUAUUUGUGAACAAAAAAUAUGUUUGACUGUUGGCAUCAAAAUCAAUAAACCUUUAACAAACAUACAAUUCAUUUAUGCAUUAAACAGCACAUAAAAAUGUUAAUGUGGUAAAAACAAUAAACUUGUAAAGGAAUU